Messenger RNA from Dermacentor silvarum, 1962 nucleotides. RefSeq names its product enoyl-[acyl-carrier-protein] reductase, mitochondrial. Lineage: Eukaryota; Metazoa; Arthropoda; Arachnida; Ixodida; Ixodidae. The record is from RefSeq and is a predicted model, not a curated record. Gene Ontology annotation, cellular component: mitochondrion. The transcript is spliced from 4 exons. Gene Ontology annotation, biological process: fatty acid metabolic process. Bases 25 to 1158 code for a protein of 377 amino acids. Gene Ontology annotation, molecular function: trans-2-enoyl-CoA reductase (NADPH) activity.
CUGGCAACCAUAGUCAAAACAAACAUGGCAGCGUCAAUGCGGUGCAUGCGUCUUCUUGGAGUUGUUCUAGGAUCUAGAUCCCCGCUUUACACGUCCUGCAAACCUUGUCAUGCAAUGAGUAUUACGUGGUCAAGAAAAAACAGCUACGCCGUACAAUUCAAAGAAUUUGGAGAUCCGUGCAAAGUUUUGGAGCGUGUUGAGGACGCCGUCCCCGACACCGUAGGUGCCGACGAAAUCCUGGUCAAGAUCUUAGCAGCUCCGAUUAAUCCUUCUGACAUAAACACAAUACAAGGGACCUACGGAAUCAAGCCGAGCCUUCCUGCAAAAGCAGGACUGGAAGGUGUUGGGGAAGUCGUUAAGGUUGGACCACAUGUCAAAAACCUGGAAGUGGGAAAUUGGGUGCUUCUGCCUGGUGAUUCAUGGGGGACAUGGAGGAACUUUGGAAAAGGGGACCAGAAGAGGUUUCGAAAAGUUUCCAACAAGCUAGAUAUAGUGACAGCAGCAACAAUGACAGUGAAUACACCGACGGCCUACCGCAUGCUCAACGACUUUGUGACAAUGAUGCCAGGUGACACAUUCAUCCAGAAUGGUGCCAACAGUGGUGUUGGACAGGCAGCCAUCCAGAUAGGCAAGAGUAUGGGCCUCAACUCCAUCAACAUUGUACGCGACCGACCCAAUCUACAAGAGCUCAAGGAUAAACUGAAGUCCCUCGGAGCUGACUAUGUGGUUACUGAAGAGGAGCUGAGGUCACCUGUGAUGAAAGAAAUUUUUGCCGUUGUGCCACCUCCGAAGCUGGCUCUCAACUGCAUCGGGGGUAAGAAUGCAACUGACAUGAUGCGCCAUCUAAUGAAAGGCAGCACCAUGGUCACCUAUGGCGGGAUGUCACGGCAGCCUGUCAUAGUGUCAACGGCUUCUCUCAUCUUCCAAGACAUUAAAGUGGUAGGCUUUUGGAGAACACAGUGGGCCAAGGAGCAUGGUAACACCAAACUCGAUGAUGAUAUGUAUGACUACCUGACCAAGAUUUCUAUGGAAGGAAAGUUGCAGCCUCCUGCACAUAACUUGGUUCCUUUCAAAAGUUAUGAAGAUGCCGUAAAAAUGUCCAUGGAAUCAUUUGCUGGGGCCAAACAAGUCUUGGUUAUGGAUGAAAGGUUUGCAUAAGGUACAAGGGUGGAGCAUGGGGCGAGAAAAAGCAUUUGACAGACUUAUUCUGUGUUGUCAAGGGCCAGACGUAAUCAUCACGUUUGUUAGCAUUUGUUAAGACUGGUGUCGCUAUCAUCACGUUUGUUAGCAUUUGUUAAGACUGGUGUCGCUAUUGUUACUUCACAGGGCACUCUCUUUUUUUUACAUUUUUGCUGGUGAGUGGUAGUUUGCUGUGUUCCAAGAAGCAAAUUUUUAUUUUUGGCUUGCUGCUUCACAGCUUUAUAUGCACAAAAUGUUUGUGGUUAGCAAGUGUGAAUGAGAAAAUAAAUACAUAAUUGAGUUGCUCAGGUACUACGCUCUUUCGCACAGGCUCACUGACACAUAUUGUGUAGAUGCGUUUCAGUUACGAUGUCUCACAAACAGUGACAUUACUUUCAUUUAGUCAUGCUAGUCUUAUAGAUGUGAAAUGCACUACUCUUGGUUUUUAGGGCAUUGAAAUCUUUGUGACUUUAAAAAUUAAAUAGCAUUUUGUUUGAGUCAGUGGCACCUGCUUAAUACUUCAUGUUAUGUUUAAGGGAAAGUUGCUUUUCCUAAUCUUGUAGGAAAAUAUUUUGUUUAGUUGUAUCUAAACGUGAUGUGCAUGAAAAAAUGUUUUUACAGCUUAGGUCAUGCAUAUAUGCAUAUAUAUAUUUCCAAAAGCAUGCCACGGGUUUAUGUGCAGUAGUGUGUAAAUGAACUUGUGAGAAGUACUGUUGCAACAAUUUGUAAAUUUUUUUAUUUCCUGUAAAAAUAUAUCCAGCAGUGGAAGGCUGGCAUUCCAAA